CCUGGGAUAAUGUCUAUACUAGAUUUCCUUAUUGAUCUAAAUUAUAUUGUAGGAAUGUAGCCCUUGACAGUAAUCUUUUAAAGGUUUUUGUUUCUUUGUUUUCAGCUUCUUCAGUCUAACAUGGCAGAAAAACCAAGGCGUAUGUCUACACAAACACUGGAUGAUGAGGAUACACAAAAAGAAGAUAAUACCCGCUGCUUAACUAUGCUUGGUCAUUUUGGUUUUGAUUGUUUGCCUCAUCAGUUGGUGAACAAAUCUGUUCAACAAGGAUUUUCUUUUAAUAUUCUCUGUGUGGGGGAAACUGGAAUUGGAAAAUCAACAUUGGUUGACACAUUGUUCAAUACUAAUUUGAAAGACAAAAAAUCCUCACAUUUCUACUCAAAUGUUGGACUUAAAGUUCAGACCUAUGAACUUCAGGAAAGCCAUGUUCAGUUGAAAUUAACUGUUGUGAAAACAGUGGGAUAUGGUGAUCAAAUGAACAAGGAAGCCAGCUAUCAGCCAAUUGUUAACUACAUAGAUGCUCAAUUUGAGGCCUAUCUUCAAGAAGAACUGAAAAUUAAACGUUCCUUCGCUGACUACCAUGAUUCCCGUGUCCACGUGUGCCUUUACUUCAUUUCACCUACAGGACAUUCUCUGAAGUCCCUUGAUGUAUUGACCAUGAAGAACAUUGAUAGUAAGGUGAACAUUGUACCACUGAUUGCCAAAGCAGAUGCAAUUUCUAAAAAUGAUUUACAGAAAUUUAAGUGUAGGAUCAUGAGUGAAUUGGUUAGUAAUGGCAUCCAGAUAUACCAGUUCCCAACAGAUGAUGAAACUUCUGCUCAGGUGAACUCCUCAAUGAAUGGGCUCUUACCUUUUGCUGUAGUAGGAAGUAUGGAUGAAGUGAAAGUUGGAAAAAGGAUGGUCAGAGGCCGUCAGUACCCCUGGGGUGUUUUACAAGUGGAAAAUGAAAAUCACUGUGACUUUGUUAAGCUCCGGGACAUGCUUCUUUGUACAAAUACGGAAGACUUGAAAGAACAAACCCACACUCAGCACUAUGAACGUUAUAGGUGCUGCAAACUUCAGAAAAUGGGCUUUCCUGACGUGGGUCCAGACAACCAGCCUGUUAGUUUUCAAGAGAUCUAUGAAGCCAAAAGGCAGGAGUUCUUUGAUCAGUGUCAGAGGGAAGAAGAAGAGUUGAAACAGAAAUUUAUGCAGCGAGUAAAGGAGAAAGAAGCAGCAUUUAAAGAAGCUGAAAAAGAGCUUCAGGACAAGUUUGAGCAUCUUAAAAGAAUCCAACAAGAGGAGACAAUGAAACUUGAGGAGGAGAGAAGACAACUGGAAGAAGAAAUCAUAGAUUUUUAUAAAAUGAAGACUGCCUCUGGAUCACUGCAGACUCAGGUGUGCACCAAUACAAAGAAGGACAAAGAUCGUAAGAAAUAG
Camelus dromedarius (Arabian camel) is the source of this 1419-nucleotide messenger RNA. RefSeq names its product septin 14 (gene SEPTIN14). The coding region runs from base 121 to 1419 and encodes 432 amino acids. Gene Ontology annotation, cellular component: microtubule cytoskeleton; cell division site; septin complex. The transcript is spliced from 9 exons. The record is from RefSeq and is a predicted model, not a curated record. Gene Ontology annotation, biological process: cytoskeleton-dependent cytokinesis; intracellular protein localization. Lineage: Eukaryota; Metazoa; Chordata; Mammalia; Artiodactyla; Camelidae. Gene Ontology annotation, molecular function: molecular adaptor activity; GTPase activity; GTP binding.